AUGUUCUCCGUCGUCAUACCAGGCCGGCCGUGUCUUACAGACAUCGCGGCGGUCGAUGCUCAGCCCGGUGUUCAGCCUACCAAAUUCGCAUUUGCCUUCCCUGCUGCGCCCAGAUUCAACCAUAUUGUCGUCUUCUUUCUCCCCGGCACAGUGCUCCCGCCGGAUACAGCCGCCGCAAUCUAUCUCCAGACUCCCAACUCGAAAAUUACCCCCAAUGGGCCCGAGUUCCAAUUCCUCGGCGCAAUUGGCAACGAGAAGCCCUCUGCGAUAUUCAAGAUCGGGUCAGGGACACAGCCGGCGAAUACGGGGGUGGCACAGGAUGAUGAAAUGCUGGAUGACGGUCCCGGUGCAGUAGGAGAUGCGACCAAUGGCCAAGUGACGCUGGGGAUUUCAAUAGAGCCUGCACAGAAUGUUGCGGCACAACUGGCAGCCUUGAAUUCUGCGCGAGGACAGCCGCAAGACCCCUCGACGGCUCUUGUGCGGGUGCCGCCUCAACAGAAGCCGAUAACGACAAAGGUGCUCGCGCAAAGAGUCAUCGGCAAUGCCUUCAACUUUUUGGCUAGUUUUGCGGAGACAGACCCGAAUAAAAAGGGCGAACAAGUCAUUCCUCUGAAGAGCUUUAGAGAUUGGUGGACGAAGUUUGAACGGCGAAUCGACAUGGAUCCAACAUUUCUAGAACGCGAAGAUCCCAGUCAGUCAUAA
This is a messenger RNA of Talaromyces atroroseus, 702 nucleotides long. RefSeq lists its product as hypothetical. The record is from RefSeq and is a predicted model, not a curated record. The transcript has a single exon. Gene Ontology annotation, cellular component: cytosol; nucleus. Bases 1 to 702 code for a protein of 233 amino acids. NCBI's taxonomy places the organism in Eukaryota, Fungi, Ascomycota, Eurotiomycetes, Eurotiales, Trichocomaceae. Gene Ontology annotation, molecular function: nuclear import signal receptor activity. Gene Ontology annotation, biological process: protein import into nucleus.